Messenger RNA from Helianthus annuus (common sunflower), 786 nucleotides. Its product is annotated as outer envelope pore protein 21B, chloroplastic. Gene Ontology annotation, molecular function: voltage-gated monoatomic anion channel activity. The coding region runs from base 75 to 641 and encodes 188 amino acids. NCBI's taxonomy places the organism in Eukaryota, Viridiplantae, Streptophyta, Magnoliopsida, Asterales, Asteraceae. Gene Ontology annotation, biological process: regulation of monoatomic anion transport. The transcript has 5 exons. The record is from RefSeq and is a predicted model, not a curated record.
UUUUACCACCUGUUCCGUAGGAGAAAAUUAGUAUCUAUCUAUCUAUCUAUCUAUCAACCUGCAAAGAAACGAGAAUGGAGACUUCACUCCGAUACGGCGGAGAUUCCAGCGCCCUUCGAAUCAAUACGAUCAAGAAGCCUCCAACUGUGAGGUACGCCGGAGAUACCAGCAGCGCCCUCAGAGUCCAUGCUAAGCAGAAGUUUCGCAUCGAUUCCAACAUUCUACUUCAGCUUAAUGGAGAACUUGAUACAAGGAUCGGGGCUCCAACUUUUUUCAGUGCACUCCUGAGAUUCUUCUCUCCUGAACUGUCAGCAAAGAUUGGAGCAGGACUACGAUAUGAUAGACGUGAAAAACUUCAUUAUACCAUGCAUGGGAAAAAGUCAUUUCAACUUACUCCUGAUCCAGUUGCUAGCUUUGUUGUUAAGGGCCGUUGUGAUCUUGACAAAGAAUUUAAAAAGCCAACACCAAGUGGUGCCGCUGAAUUGGUUUGGAACGUACUUGAUUUUCAGAACGAUCAAGAUGUAAGGCUUAAAGUUGGCUAUGAAAUCUUUGACAAGAUUCCAUACGUACAAGUCAGGGAAAACAAUUGGGCAUUUACUGCUGAUGCUAGUGGCAAAUGGAAUGUGAAAUAUAACCUAUGAUUCAAAAACCUUGGUAUCCUGUCUUUAUUCUUUUGUUCAUAUUUAUACAAUGUCACAACCAUGCUCUUAGUUUUCAAGUAAGCAGUUUGGAACAAAGGGUGUUUGGGAUUCGGCGGAAAAUCAUAAAAGUAAACAUUUUUGGUUA